AUGUGUUACCGUCAGGUUCAGUGCGCCAGACACGGUUGUGGUCACGAAGAGCCCAUCGGGGACGCGAAGGUGGAUUGUCAAUCAUCUCAAUGUCGAUACAGCGCUGCACAUCCCCGAGGCUGUCCAAUUUGCCCUAGCACAUGUGUUCAAUGGUUUGUUGCACUGUAA
Messenger RNA from Suillus bovinus, 168 nucleotides. RefSeq lists its product as uncharacterized. The record is from RefSeq and is a predicted model, not a curated record. The transcript has 2 exons. NCBI's taxonomy places the organism in Eukaryota, Fungi, Basidiomycota, Agaricomycetes, Boletales, Suillaceae. The coding region runs from base 1 to 168 and encodes 55 amino acids.